Alosa alosa (allis shad) is the source of this 2279-nucleotide messenger RNA. It is a transcript of the gene sprn, whose product is annotated as shadow of prion protein. The record is from RefSeq and is a predicted model, not a curated record. The transcript is spliced from 2 exons. The coding region runs from base 574 to 963 and encodes 129 amino acids. Gene Ontology annotation, cellular component: membrane. NCBI's taxonomy places the organism in Eukaryota, Metazoa, Chordata, Actinopteri, Clupeiformes, Clupeidae.
AGCUAGGUUCAUUCAUACCGUUAGAUUAUUCAGUACAUAAUUGGACACUGAUUAAAGAUGAUAAGCAGACAAAUCGAACCCCAAUGGGGCACUCAAACUCACCCUCUCCUCAUUCGAGAAAUGAAAAGAAAUUCGUUGUGGAAUAACCUACCACAGAUACCAUUUACCAAACAAUGCAAAAAAAUACAAUAAAACUAUGUUAGAAUUCAUUCGUCGGACGCUAUGCCUAUCUACAUCGGAUGGGCAGAACAGAACACAACAUUGGAAACGUGACAUUAUGCCAUCAGCAUGUAGAAGCUGAAUUAUUUAUACUUCAUGAGGCAAGCUGUGCGCGCCCGAGCGCCAGUGCGCUCGCGUGGGCUCCCUCCGUGCGAUCGUGUGAUCCACCGUUCCUGUAGCCUACAUAGACGUGAAUCCGCCCGAACCUAAUUCAGCUGUAGCAUAUAUGUACACCGCCUGGACAUUUUACAUUUUGCCUUUCCUCGUUCUACACCGUCUGGAAAAUCAGUGAAGCUGCGUGUUGUUUUGAGGUGUGUGUGUGUGUGUGUGUGUGUGUGUGCAGGGCUGGGCAGUAUGAAGAGAGUGUGGGUGGCCGGCUGGGUCGUGGUGUUGCUGUUUGCGCUCCUCUGUGACCCCGUGACCUCUAAAGGGGGCAGGGGCGGGGCCAGAGGGUCGGCGCGGGGGACGGCCCGAGGGGGCCGUGGCCGGACCAGCGUUCGCUCGUCCCCCGUGCGUGUGGCGGGAGCGGCAGCAGCGGGAGCGGCGGUCGCCUUGGCAGCCGGCGGGUGGUACGCGUCAGCUCAGAAACGGCCGGACGACAGCUCGGAGCGCGAUGACCAGUACGCCAACCGCACCGAAUGGGACUUCUACAGGACCUCGGACUCCGCCCCCUCAGGCUGCCUCCUCACCAAAGUGUGGUCAGUCCUGCUGUCAAUCAACACGCUGGCCUACGCCCACCUCUGAGGCUAUCUGCUAUCUCACAGCUUGAUAAGCUACCUAUCGUUAAGUUCCUGUGCAAUAAAUUCACUAGAAAACACAAACAUUAGAGCAGUUUUAUUACAUGUUACUGGGGGGCGACAGAGAGCUGUUUAGACAGAAGACGUUUUGUACCUGAGUGACUGGGAGAGCCGUUUAGACAGAAGACAUAUGUGUUUGUACCUGUGUGACUGAGAGAGCCGUUUAGAUAAAAGACAUAUGUGUUUGCACCUGAGAGAGCCGUUAAGAUAGAAGACGUAUGUGUUUGUACCUGAGUGAUUGAGAGAGCCGUUUAGACACCUGUGUGACUGUCCGGGCAGGACACCUGCGAUCCGUGUGACAGGAGGCGUUCCAGCUGUGGGGGGGACUGUGUAGCGUUUAAGCUGAAGGCGCCGGGGCAGCUGGGAAAUGUAGUGUUUAAGCAGAAGGGGCCGGGACAGCUGGGAAGUGUAGUGUUUCAGCUGCAGGCUACAGGCUCUUCUGCUUCACUGAUCACAGCCACACCUGGACCAGCAUUACCUGUGCUCACCACACCACACCACACCUGGACCAGCAUUACCUGUGCUCACCUGAGACUCUCACCUGUGCUCGGGGCACCAACGCUCACCUGACGUGCACUGUUAAGAUCCCACAGAUACUCUGCAGCGCUAACAAAAGCCCAGCCACUGACUCCACAUUCCCAAGAGUCAGGAGGUCACGUUCACAUUCAUAUUCAGAGCAGUGUCUCUUAUUUCUACCCUUGUAUAAUGCAAGUGAUCUGUCUUGUGAGCACCACUUUGUAAACCUACACAGAUAGAAUUUGAGCUACAGCUUUUGAAAAACCCGCUUGGAAUAUUUAUAUUGUAGGUAUUUCCUAUAUGCAAUUUGUAAGAAGUUUUGAUUGCAGAAAUAAGGACAUCUCAAAAUUUGAGAAAAUUAAGAUAGCAAAGCUACGGACCUGGUGAAUUAAACCAGACAGAUAUUUGUAUUAGAAAUAUUUUGAUAGAUAAUCUGGAUCUCUCCAUUGCUAUUGAAGCAAUGCAAACGACAAUACGGAUCUGUGUCUGUAUUGUGACUGUUGUCCAAUGUGAAGUGUUUUUGUGUGUUUUGUUGUAGAUUCCCUUAUUGUUGUUCACCAGGUGUUUGUCAUUUCUCUGUUCCUCUGAAAUGUUUUUAAAUCCCUGUGAAAGUAUCAGAUUAGAUUAUGAAAUUAUAUGACGUAACCAACAUCAGUGGAAAUCUAAAUGUACCUGUUUACCAAAUAUUCUGUAUAAUUAAAUAUCAAAUAACACACAAUAUGAAAAUAAAUAAUUUAUUGCUGUUGA